AAAGGCUUUCAGAGCUAGGAAGGAGCUCUAGAUGGCGGAUGAUCCUUAGGAAGGCUGCUAUGGGCUGUCGUCAUUCCGUUUUUCUUGCUCCCCUGUGUCGACUGAGGCGACGUCCUGCUAUGUUCAAGUGAUGCCUCCGCUUACUCGCUCGACGUUUUGACGGGUUUGACGCCGUUUCGCUGGGCUUUGGUGUCCGUUUUUGCGCGUCGACGGAGCCGUCUCGGCUGUGGGAGUUGCUCGCCGUUGUUUUCUAUGCAGGGCUCCGGCAGCCAUGGCGCGCCUCCAUUUUUAGAGUGCUCUCUCGCCUCUUGUCUCGCUGACGCUUGACAGCGGAGCACCUUCGCCAAAAGGCCUAUGAUGUAUUUAAAACGCGAUUCUUUUGGUAUUUAAUGACAAGUAAAAUUACUUUUCUGCCUCUGCCGAUUUGACGUUUUAUUUAAAUUUUUGCAACCACGGCGAAUCGAAAGGAAAUAGUGCAAUCAAUCUAUCGGCACUACAUCGCUCCGGGAUUGCUCUGUUUACAUCGAUUUCUUUAUUAAUCCUACAUUGUCUUCACGUUUAACUUUAUUCCUAACGGAGUCGGGGUUUUUUUUUUCGAUGACGCAGUUUGAAUUAAUUGAUGCGACUCGGCACUUGGGACACAUUGCUGGCAUAUGUAGGCUAAAUGAAUAGCACAUGCUGUUAGCAAGCAUAUUUCGUGUAUAUAACAGAUGUGUAUGUAGCUAUAAUGAACAGUCACUUGGAUUAAAUUCCACUUUCUCCUCUCGCGUCGCACCGUUUUGGGAUCUAAAGUGCCUGCCGAGGAGCGAAGGGAAUUGCGAGGCACUUGUACGCUACGUUAUGCCUCCUGGAACUUUUUGAGACGAAUACCAGGACACAAGAUCACCUCUCCCAACGGAUCUAUACACUUGCAUUGAAAACACACACACACAUUUUUCUUCAACGAUGAAGAACAGAAAUAAAAAGCAAGGGGAUGAAGGAUCGACUCAAAGCAAUGCUUCCAGCAUUUCCGCCUCGGAUGAAUCCAACUGCUCGGCAUCGGAGUCGGGGAGUCAGUCCGAGAGCGAGCGCGGCAGCGUUCACGGCGGCGAGAGGCGACGGCCCCGCCAGUCGGAGUCCAACAGCUCCUCGGGGUCGGAGAGUCGCUCGGGGAGCGGCAGCGAGUCUGCCGAAUCCAAGAGGCAACCGAGCAGUCACCUGAAAGACAAGCCAGUGAAGAAGAAGGAACGUCUAGCUGAUGUCAAGAAGAUGUGGGAGGAGCAUCCAGAUGUGUACGGGGUCAGAAGGUCAAAUCGCAGUCGACAGGAACCAUCUCGCCUGAACAUCGGCGCUGGGGGCAGCAGUGACUCCGAAAGUGAAAGUCCCAAAAGAAAAAGCUCUCGCGUCAAAAAGAAGGAUAUCUGGAAUGAUGAUGAUGAUGAUGAUGAUGAUGAUGAUGAUCAUGACGAGGAGGAAGCUUCCAGCAGUACAGACAGUGAGCAGGAAGAGAAAAAAGUAAGAUCCAGACGACUUCCUGCGAGAAGACCCCAGACAAAAGCGUCAAACAAAAAACUGUCCCAAAAAGCAAGAAAGUCCAGGAAACGGGACUCCUCCCCCGAGGACGAGGAUGACGACGAUGAGGACGAUGAGGAUGAUGAUGACGAGGAGGAAGAGGAGGAUGAUGAUGAUGAUGAUGAUGAGGACACGCCAAAGAGACAAACUCGCCGAAGAGGGGCAACUAAAGUCAAAAGCUAUAAAGAAGACCAACACGACUUUGAAACGGACUCCGAUGACCUCAUCGAGAUGACGGGCGACGCGUGCGAGGAGCAGCAAGAUGACGACAGCGAGACCAUCGAGAAAGUCAUGGACACCAGGAUGGGCAAAAAAGGAGCCACCGGCGCUCCCACGACCAUGUACGCCGUCGAGGAGAACGGCGACCCGUGCGAAGGCUUCGACCCCAACGACCAAGAAGGGGAAACGCAGUAUCUGGUCAAGUGGAAGGGCUGGUCGUACAUCCACAACACGUGGGAGAGCCUGGACUCGCUGACGCAGCAGAAGGUCAAGGGCUUGAAGAAGCUGGACAACUUCAAGAAGAAAAAUGACGAGCUCAGCGCAUGGUUGAAGAAGGCGUCUCCCGAAGACGUGGAGUUCCACAACUGCCAGCUGGAGCUCAUCGCAGACUUGAACAAGCAGUUCCAGUUUGUGGAGCGCGUCAUCGCGACCAAAACGGGAAAAACUCACGGCUCCUCCGACUUCCCGUCUCACAGUCACAAGAGCACGUCCAACGAGCCCGAGUACCUCUGCAAGUGGAUGGGCCUGCCCUACUCGGAGUGCAGCUGGGAAGACGGCGCGCUGGUCAUGAAGAAGUUCCAGCACUGCAUCGACGGCUUCUUGAACCGCAACUCCAGCAAAACGCUCCCCUCCAAAGACUGCAAGGUGUUGAAACAAAGGCCGAGAUUUGUCGCCCUGAAAAAACAACCCACGUAUAUUGGAGACGAGAACCUGGAACUGAGAGACUAUCAGCUGGCCGGCCUCAACUGGCUCGCUCACUCCUGGUGCAGGUGCAAUAGCGUCAUCCUGGCCGACGAGAUGGGUCUGGGAAAGACCAUCCAGACCAUCUCGUUCCUGUCCUACCUGUUCCACCAGCAUCAGCUCUACGGGCCCUUCCUGGUGGUGGUGCCGCUGUCCACGCUCACCUCCUGGCAGAGGGAGUUCAACACCUGGGCCCCCGACAUGAACGUCGUGGUCUACCUGGGUGACGUCAUGAGCAGGAAAACGAUCCGCGACUACGAGUGGGUGAACCACCAGACCAAAAGAAUCCGUUUCAAUGCACUCUUAACCACUUACGAGAUUCUCCUCAAAGACAAGGGAGUCCUCGGAAACAUCAACUGGGCCUUCCUUGGCGUCGACGAGGCUCACCGGCUGAAAAACGACGAUUCCCUCUUGUACAAAACCUUGAUGGAGUUCAGAUCAAACCACAGGCUCCUCAUCACCGGCACGCCGCUGCAGAACUCGCUGAAGGAACUCUGGUCGCUGCUGCACUUCCUCAUGCCAGACAAGUUUGACUCGUGGGAAGAUUUCGAGGACGACCACGGCAAAGGGAGAGAGAACGGCUACCAGAGUCUUCACAAAGUUCUGGAGCCGUUCCUGCUGCGACGCGUCAAAAAGGACGUGGAGAAAUCGCUCCCCGCCAAAGUGGAACAGAUUCUUCGCGUUGACAUGAGUGCGCAGCAGAAGCAAUUUUACAAGUGGAUUUUAACGCGGAAUUACAAAGCUCUUUCCAAAGGCACCCGAGGCAGCUCCUCGGGCUUCCUGAACAUCGUGAUGGAGCUGAAAAAGUGCUGCAACCACGGCUUCCUCAUCAAGCAGCCCGAGGAGGGGGAGCCCGAGUCGCAACAGGAACAGCUGCAGGCUCUGGUGCGGGCCAGCGGGAAGUUGGUGCUGCUGGACAAGCUGCUGACUCGCCUGCGGGAGCGAGGCAACCGGGUGCUGAUUUUCUCGCAGAUGGUUCGAAUGUUGGACAUCCUGGCUGAAUACCUCACCAAGAAACGUUAUCCCUUCCAGCGAUUGGACGGCUCCAUCAAGGGAGAAAUUCGAAAGCAAGCACUGGACCACUUUAAUGCCGAAGGCUCAGAGGACUUUUGCUUUCUCUUGUCCACGAGAGCCGGAGGCUUAGGGAUAAACUUGGCCUCGGCCGACACGGUGGUCAUCUUCGACUCCGACUGGAACCCUCAGAAUGACCUGCAGGCACAAGCCAGGGCUCAUCGGAUCGGCCAGAAGAAGCAGGUGAAUAUAUAUCGACUGGUCACCAAGGGAACGGUUGAGGAGGACAUUAUUGAGAGGGCCAAGAAGAAGAUGGUUUUGGACCACCUGGUCAUCCAGCGAAUGGACACCACUGGCCGAACGGUACUGGACAGCAACUCUGGCAACACCAACUCCAAUCCGUUCAACAAGGAAGAGCUCACCGCUAUCCUCAAGUUUGGUGCCGAAGAACUCUUUAAAGAGGCGGAAGGAGAAGAGUCUGAACCCCAGGAAAUGGACAUUGAUGAGAUCCUCAGGUUGGCCGAAACCAGAGAAAGUGACCAGGGCCAAAGUGCCACUGAUGAGCUGCUGUCCCAGUUCAAGGUGGCCAAUUUUUCCAGCAUGGAGGAGAGCGCUCCCGACCUUGAGGAGAAGCCCUCUCGGGAAUGGGACGACAUCAUCCCCGAGGAGCAGCGGCGCAAAAUGGAGGAGGAGGAAAAGCAGCGGGAAAUGGAUCUCUUCAUGCUGCCCAGAAGCAGGAGCUCCAACAAGCGGGCUCAAGCCAACGACAGCGACAGCGACGUGGGCUCCAAGCUCAAGCAACACUCGUCCGGCUCCGACAGCGAGACCGACGACAGCGACGAGGACAAGAAGCCAAAGAGGCGAGGCCGCCCCCGAGCCCGCAAGAACAACGUGGAAGGUUUCAACGAUGCGGAGAUACGCAGGUUCGUUAAGGCUUACAAGAAGUUUGGAGCGCCACUUGAAAGGUUGGAAGCGAUCGCGCGGGACUCGGAGCUGGUGGACAAAUCCAUCGCGGACCUGAAGCGGCUGGGCGAACUCAUUCACGGCAGCUGCGCGGCGGCGGUGCAAGAGCACGAGGAAAACCUGAAAGAGAACCCAAUCGAAGCUAAAGGGCCCGGCAAGCGGCGAGGAAUAAACAUCAAGAUCUCGGGGGUCCAGGUCAACGCCAAGUCCAUCGUUCAGCACGAGGAGGAGUUUGAGCCCCUGCACAAAGCCGUGCCCGCCGAUCCGGCCGAGCGCAAUACGUUCAAACUCGGAUGCAGAGUCAAGGUGGCCCACUUCGACGUGGACUGGAAUGCCGAGGAUGACGUUCAGCUCUUACUGGGAAUUUACGAGCACGGCUUCAGCAACUGGGAUCUGAUCAAGACCGAUCCGGACCUCAAGCUGGCCGAAAAGAUCCUGCCGGACGAUCCGGGCAAGAAGCCUCAGGCCAAGCAGCUGCAGGCGAGGGCCGAGUACCUCCUCAAGCUUCUCAAAAAGGAACAAGACAGCGCCGAUGCCUCCAAAGCGGGGGACGAGGUCCUCAAAGUCAAAAAGAGGAAGCCUCGGGUGAAGAAGGAGAAGGCCGUCAAGGACGAGCAGGGCAACAGCGGGGGGUCGCCGCGCCUGUCGGACAAUCCGUCGGAGGAAGGCGAGCUCAAGGAGGAAGGAAGCGAGAAAUCCCCUGCCAAGAAACGACCCAAGAAGAAGGAUAACAAGGAGAACAAAGAAAAGCAGGCAACCCCCAAAAAGGAGAAGGAAGGCGAGAAAGAAAAAGCAAACAAGGCCAGGAAAGACAAGCCGAAAGGAGCCAAAGGGAAGAAAAGUCAAGGACCCGUUCACAUCACGGCGGGCUCCGAGCCCGUCCCCAUCGAAGGAAAAGAGGACGACAAACUGGACCAGGAGACUUUCAGUAUUUGCAAGGAGCGCAUGAGGCCGGUGAAGAAGGCCCUGAAGCAGCUGGACAAACCGGACGAGGGCUUGUCGGACCAGGACCAGCUCCAGCAUACGCGCACCUGCCUGCUGAAGAUCGGCGACCGCAUCACCGAGUGCCUUAAAGCGUACGGCGACCCCGAGCACGUGAAAAUAUGGCAACGAAACCUCUGGAUUUUCGUGUCCAAGUUUACCGAGUUUAGCGCCCGCAAGUUGCACAAGCUCUACAAGAUGGCCCAGAAGAAACGCUCCCACGAGGAAGAGAAGGAGCACAAGAAGAAGGACGACCCCCCCGGCAGAGGGAAGCCUUUCCGGCCCGACGCUUCGGCGUCCGCUCGCGAAGCCGCCGGCUCGCAGUCGGCUUCGUCUCACGCCGCGCAGUCGGGCCCGCACGGGCACCACCGAGAUUACAACGCGGGCGCCAAGCGGCACUUCCCCAACGACGACCGGGGGGACUGGCAGAGGGAGCGCAAGUACAAUCACCCGGGCAACCCGUCGUGGCAGGGCGAGCGGCAUCACCCGUACGACGCCCACCGCUACAAGGACCACUACGGCGAGCGGCACGCCCACGGCGACUCGUACCGCAGCGCCGGCGGCUACCGCAACAACAGCUCGCCGCGCAAGAGGCCCUACGACCUGUACGGCAACGACCGGGACCACCGGCCGCACCGGCCCUACUACGACAGACACCAAGACUCCAAAAGAAGGCGUCCGGACGACUUCCGCUCCAACUACCACCCCCAGGGACGCGACGGCCCCUCUCAAGACUUCCGCCGGAUACCCGAGCACCGGGCCGGCCCCGCGCUGGGCCAAGACCACUACGGCAGACCGUUCCACCUGGACAAAGCCUCUCCGCUGGACCCGCGCUCACCGCAGGCCCAGAAGUCGCCGCAUGAAUCUCGCUCGUCCCCCGUGGAGCCCAACCCCCCGACCGAGGCCACCUGGAACCACAGGAAGGCCUAAUAAACCUUUGGACCGGAUGCGAUCGGACAGUGUUGCCCUCAAAGGCGGACAGCGAACCAUCUCCAGUGAAGUGAAAUGAAACGGAGUCUGAGUCCCAUGGACUAACUUUCUUACGGUGGAUUUCGGACGCGAUGAACUUUUGACUGACCUUAAAGUGCCUGGUUGUGUUUUUUUAGUUUUUUUUUUUUUUUAAUGCACGACAAGGGGGAAUUCCGAUGAUUUCUGUGUGUCGUGCACUUUUUUUUUUUUUUGUCCUUUUCGUCCCCCCCGGCAGCGGCAUUUGUUAGGGUUGCAAAAGGGUGUGGAAGAUUUCCUGUAAAUAAUCACGGGGCAGGUUUGGAACUAUUCCAGAUUUCACAGGAAUUGAUUUGGAAUGGAGGUUCAUGUACUGUAUUUUGUUCAGGCGGAAUUAUCAACGAUGAUUUUGUUUUGUCAUAAGUAGAAAUCGAUUCAUAAUAAGCUAGCUCUCCUUGUGAGGACAUUCCUCUUUAAUUAGCCCCGCCCCCAAUCAUGUCUGAAUCCAAAUUUUACUUGCAGAUCAAAGCAAAAAAAAUAACAAAAAAAACGUAAUGAAUAUUCUAUUGAAAAGAGUCAAGCUUCCAUUUCGUAAAAUCCGUGUUUAUUCCAUAAAAUUUCCAGGCCCGCCACUCGGUAUGUUUGAUAGCGUUCGCAUUCCUGUCAACAACUCGCUAUUCCAUCUCGUUUACCAAAACAAGCGAAAAGAGCCCCUUCGUCAUUUAAAAAACUUUUUCUUUCAAGUGGCAAAUUUCCAAGGAAACUAAAAUGGGAAGAAUCAGUAUUAGUUGCGUCGUAACACUCGGAUCACCCCUUUUGGCUCUCCCCCCCCCCCCCCCCCCCCCCCCCGAGGUAUUCAGGAAUGAGCGCGUGUUUGUGUACUUGGACUCCCGGUGCCAAAUGCCAACCUCCAUUCUGCGCUUUCCUUUUUCUCCCGUUUGUGCCUUAUGCAUGAGUGGUGGUCCUUGCACACCACUUGCGGGAGGGAGGGAGGCUUGCUGCUGCGUAUAGUACAGUAUUUAAAUCAAGGGGGGAGGGGGGUGUAAUUGUGCUUGCUGUGCAAAUGGCAAAAUAAUGGAUUUUGUUCCAUCAGGGACAAAAGUCACGCGUAGACCACGCAGUGCAUGCGUUGCCGUAUUUGGUUCAAUUUUAGUGUUGCAAAGGAAUGGAAAUUUCCUAGCAAAUUUCCUUGCGACUGGAAGGAAGGGAGUUUGGAAAUGAUGAGCAAAAGUUCCCAAGUUCCUAGUUUCAAAAUGUCAAGCAUUUUUGCAACCCGUAUGGAAUUUGUUAGCAAGCCAAACAAAAUCUUUUGAGUGAGUUGAUCUUUGAAGGAACGCUGGGAAGUGGCCAAACAGAGCCUAAAAUGGCCGCCUUGUUGUGUCUUUGUGAACCUUUUUUUUUUUUGGUGGAUCUGCUUUUGGUAGCUGUGCCUACCAAAUUUCAGUCCAACUGGUUACGGGGGGCUGAAUUUGUCUCAAUGUUACGAUGAAUUAUAUGUACAUUUUCACAAGUAUAAAGUAUUCCAGUGUUGAAAAUUCCUGAAAAAUUGAAGCAAAUUUUUGCACUGUGAGGAAAAAAAAUCCCCAAAACUUACAAAUCAUGUAAAAAUGCCCCUAAUAUAUAUUUUAAAAAUCCCAUUUUAAGGACAUACGGAUUGCUCGAUUAAGUGAAAACUGGUAGAGGGACCAUGUAUCUAAGUGGUAGUCAUCAUGUAUUGUAUGUAGUAGAAAUACAAAAAAAAGUGUUUUCUCCUCCUCUUCCUCCUCUUCUUCCUCCACAUCAAGCAAGCUCCAGUCCUUGUAUGAUCUGUUCUCCCAGGAAAAAAAAAAAAAAGUCUAAAUAAUUUAUAUUUGUGACAACAACCACUCUUGAUGAGAAAUGCUCUUGUACAUAUGUUUGGACAUAUGUAAUAAAAAUUUGUUACACAAAAGA
Messenger RNA from Hippocampus zosterae (dwarf seahorse), 8343 nucleotides. It is a transcript of the gene chd2, whose product is annotated as chromodomain helicase DNA binding protein 2. Gene Ontology annotation, biological process: nucleosome organization; regulation of transcription by RNA polymerase II. The transcript has 38 exons. Gene Ontology annotation, cellular component: nucleus; chromatin. Bases 946 to 6396 code for a protein of 1816 amino acids. Gene Ontology annotation, molecular function: chromatin binding; histone binding; ATP hydrolysis activity. The record is from RefSeq and is a predicted model, not a curated record. NCBI's taxonomy places the organism in Eukaryota, Metazoa, Chordata, Actinopteri, Syngnathiformes, Syngnathidae.